Symbiodinium natans is the source of this 429-nucleotide messenger RNA. Lineage: Eukaryota; Dinophyceae; Suessiales; Symbiodiniaceae. The record is from the annotation of a GenBank genome assembly.
AUGGUCUACAGGGGACAUAGAUGGCGAAGGGCGGCACCACGCCAGACUGAAGUGCAAAAGCUCUGUGGCGAUGUGUGCAUUGGGGUUGCUUUGGGCGAGGAUGCCAAGAGGCGAUUGAGGAUCCAAUCCAGGGAGCCCGCACCACCAGCGGCCUUAGUUGUUCUUGUUGCUGUGCCCACUGUCCCAACGGAGCUAAAGAAAGCUGCCCGGAAAGCUGCCCGGUUUGACGCUGUGUUCCAUCAGGACGAUGGCCGGCUUGCAUCGCCAGCCAUCGAGAGGCCACGGCAUGGUGCGGCGGUGCGGCGAGGGCACCGCCGAGGCGAAGCUUCCAGAGCUUGCAGGCGCCCAUACCACGCAGAGGCCGGUGCGGUGCCCCAUGUGCAGGUGUUCCCUCCACACUGCACUACUGUGACAUCUAUGACUUGCUAG